This is a messenger RNA of Beta vulgaris subsp. vulgaris (sugar beet), 1552 nucleotides long. RefSeq names its product mediator-associated protein 2. The transcript has 6 exons. The coding region runs from base 323 to 1081 and encodes 252 amino acids. Lineage: Eukaryota; Viridiplantae; Streptophyta; Magnoliopsida; Caryophyllales; Amaranthaceae. The record is from RefSeq and is a predicted model, not a curated record.
CCAUUAAGCCCCCCUAAAACCCCGUUCUCAAGUUUCUUACUUACCUAGAACCUGCCUCUCUCUCUCACACACCACGCCCCCCUCUCUCCCCCAGUUAAUGUUCGCCGGAGCCUCGCUGCCGCUGCUGUGAUCUCGUCUGCUCGCUGCCUUGUAUUUCUCUCACCCGCACUCUCCCCCUCUUUCUCACUCCCCUCCUGCUUUCGUUUUUGUCGCGCCACCACUACUGCUGAGCUUGUCGGUGCCGGAGCUCCGGUUUCUGGACUACCUCGUCGCUGAGAUUUAUUCUCUCAUCUCUUUUGACUAUGGUUGGUCUGAAUCUUUGAUGGGUAUGGAGCAAGCAAAUAAAGGAGGGACAGCACUAAUGAGCUACCAAGCUGUUUGGAUUAGGGAAGAUAUGGAACGAGCACCCGAAGGAAAGGAGGUGGGUUAUGUUCCUGGGCUUGAAUUUCAGGAGGACAACAAGGAAUCAUUGAUUGAUAUUGAGAUGGAUGAAGAUACUGAACUCUGGCUUAUUCAGUUGCCUGAUGAUCAAUUUCCUGAUUUUGAUGGGCAGAAAGUGUCACUGGAGCUUGAUGACGAUGGAAAUAUAGGGACACUCGAGGCAAAUUCUGGUAAAGUUUAUAAUUUGGUCAACUAUCCAUCUGAGGCAGCAGAUAUAGCAGUUUUUUUAUCCUCUCCAUCAGGGCCAAAAGUUGCUGGAAAAAUUUCACGGCAUGUUUCACUGGUCCAUUAUCCAGAUCCACAAGAACUGAUAGCUCUUGAGUCUGAUACAAAAAAUCAACCACCAAUGAGAGCUAAGACUUCAUUGACAAGUUCUUCAAAUCAUUUUUCAUCUCCUUCACAGAGUCAUAGAACUCCACAUUCACAAAGUAGGAGCCGAUCUACUCAUAAUAGCAAAAGAAGCUCCCUGUCUGAAGUCACUGAUGUAUCAAAACAUUCAAAAAGAAGUAUUGGUGAGCCAUCGAGGUUCAGCAAUCAAUCUGCUCAUGACUCAGGGCGAGGUCGAAGUGAUGUCACUUUUUCAGGCUCAUCAGAGUUAUCGCAUCGAAAAAAAUCAAAGAAGACAGAUGGUACAGCUUGAUAGUAUUUGUAAUCUGUUGGAAAAAUGUGUGACAUGCAUUUUGAUGUUAUUGCAACAUUUUGAUAGAGGAGCUCAUGGAUAUGUUGAUUAGAUGUUUUUACAUGAUGUUAUUACAAUACUAGAUUUGGCCACACUUAUUGAAACAGAGGUCUCCCCUCUCUGUUUCUUGUUCCCCUCCUAAAAAUAACCAUAGUUGUCGGCUUCUUCGAAGGGUUGCCAUCUACCAGUUUUGUGAUGGUAAGCUUCAAUUCUCUGUUUUCUUUUUGAGUACCGGAUAGCAACUUAAUUUAUGAGAGUUGUUUAUUCAAUUUAUUGGUGGGUUGGCUAUCUUUUUCUAGGAGCUUCAAGAAUUCUGAUCUUUUCAGAGACAUUAGUGCCUUCGUGGUUUAGAGAUGGUUUGCUAUGUGGUUCUAUAAAGGUUUUCAAUUAUGUUUCUGCAAUCUAGUGAAUAAUACAAAAGUUUUCUUUACA